Culex pipiens pallens (northern house mosquito) is the source of this 1627-nucleotide messenger RNA. RefSeq names its product microfibril-associated glycoprotein 4-like. Lineage: Eukaryota; Metazoa; Arthropoda; Insecta; Diptera; Culicidae. The record is from RefSeq and is a predicted model, not a curated record. The coding region runs from base 23 to 1117 and encodes 364 amino acids. The transcript has 3 exons.
CGUCUCAACUCGUUUGCGCAAGAUGACCACCCGAUUGCAGUUACUUUUUGCCUUAGCUGCCCUGUUAUCAGUAGUUUCAAGUUCCGAAAAUACCAGCGUCAGCUCUUCGGAUGGAUUCGGUCACGAGCUGGCCAUGGUCGGGCUGGAUGCAGUUAAUUUUAACAUGCAAAAGGAUCACCUGCGAUCGAAGGAGUAUUUCCAGGUGCUGAAGGCAGAAAUCGAAGCAGUUCAACGAACUCUCGGUAACAUCGAAAGCAUGGUGGUUCGCCAGUCCAAGGUGAUUUCAACGCUCCAGAGUGAGCUGGAUAUGACUUCGCUGAAUGUGUCGCAAUUGCUUAGUGAUUCUGGAAAGAUCUACCGAGUUCAACAAACGCUUGCGACGACGGAGAUAUUGAACGACUUUAUCAUUCAGUUGGUUGGUAAAAAAGUGGACGCUUCUGGAAGUUCUCGGCAGUUGCUUGUGUCUAGGGAGUUACCGUCGACUUGUGCUGAUGUUCCGGAGCGUAGCUCAGGAGUCAGGUUGAUCCACCCACAGCCUGGUUUUAAGGAUUCAUUUGAGGCGUUCUGUGACCAGGAGUACGAAGGGGGUGGUUGGACCGUUAUUCAGAAUCGUUACGAUGGUUCGGUGCAUUUUUACCGAGGAUGGAACGAGUUCGAGAACGGAUUUGGUGACCUGCGGGGCGAGUUCUGGUUGGGACUGAGGAAGAUCCACGAGUUGACCUACGCCAAAAAGCACGAACUGCACAUUGUACUGGAGGAUUUUGAAGGAAAAACUGUGGUGGCCAAGUACAGUGACUUCCGGGUGGCCGGACCGGAAGAGAAGUACACGCUGAAGAGUUUGGGGACGUUCAGUGGAGACGCUGGAGAUUCGUUAACGUCAGCUGUGAACAUGAAAUUUACGACCUUGGAUGCAGACAACGACACUCACGGACCCGGGAAUUGCGCCGUCGAUUACAAGGGAGGCUGGUGGUACACAGCUUGUCAUGAAAGCAACCUGAACGGAUUGUACAUGAAAGGCAAGGUGGAGGUGUUUGCAACAAUGAUGUGCUGGAAGGCUUUCAAAGGCUACAAUUAUGGAUUGAAACGCUCGCGGAUGAUGAUUAGAGCAAGUCAAUAAAUAGUUAUGUCACCAGGCUAAAGUGAUGCAUUUUUCUGAAUGGAAAUCUACGCAUAAUUCCUCACACACACACCUUAUGUAAGCUCAUUAUUCCAAAGGGAUGUAAAAUCGAUAGUCGGGAAAAGGCCAACCGAUUUCGUCACGGGACGAGUCUCCUGCUGGGUAGGUCCAGGAACGUUUUUGCGAUAAUAGCUUCCCACGCACUUUUUUAUCGCGCGCACUCGUUGGUCAGGCAAUUUUUUUUCUCUGCUCAAACGCGCGACAUUGGUUGGUUGGUUACUAGUUCAUGAAAGUGUCAUUCACCGCCUUAUAAUAAAUUGAAUUUUGCGGUUUUUGGACUGCUACAAAGUAGAUUGGAAGAUUACACGGGGUCAAUGGUUUGACGUUGACGUCUUCUUUUAUGGAUUGUUCGAGAGUAAUUGACCAGCGUUCAACAUAUAACCUAUUUUUAGUAAAUAAUCAAUAAGAUAAUAUGAUGAGAAUAAAGCGAAAUUGUAUUGCUUAAUAUUA